AAGCAAGAUUUGCACCAAAGCACAAAGAUAAGAUACCAACAAAUGAAAAUAAAAAGUGCAUGUAAAACGAAAAAGAGAAUUAGAUCAUACUGUUUCUUAGAUAAGACAUAAGCAGGAUUACAUUGGGAAUCACAAUAACUAUCACUCAGAAUGUAGCAAAUAUACAGCGAAAGAUCAGGGAAAGGAAAUACCAGCGACAUAAAUCAGAGGAUAAAUACUAGACGGAGAUAAGAUUGGUCAGAGUUUUCUUCUUUUUUUCCUGAUAAGAUGAUGAAUUCCUACUAACAAGCAUAAUGAAUGCAUUAAACUAAUAGAUGAAUAAAAAACAAACUCGGUCUCUCAUCAUGGCCACUGCAUCUUUUCCCUAUAUAUAAGAUGAAGAUAAGCAAGAUUAUUUUGGGGAAGUUCCUCAGAUCAAGUGUUCUAUAGCAAAGCUGAAAUAAAAAGAUGAUGUGAAGGUAUUAUCUGUAGUUUAAAAAAAAAAUGAUAAAAGUACGAUAAUUGCACUGAUUCUGUCCAAAAUGACGAAUAAUUAUUAUAAUAUCUAUCUACAUGGCGUGUAGUGUGAGAACAAAUUACUUCAUAAUCUAAAUAUUCACUCACGUGUGAUGUAUUUAUUAACAAAUGAGGAGGUCAGGUACUGUCCACUUGUAUAGCUGUCAUCAUUAGCGAGAAUGGAGAUAAGAUUAGACCAACACGAAGCUGAACUGAAGAUCCAGUUAGUUGUGCAGGAGAGCUGAUUGCAGCACCUGGCAAAUCAACUCCCUGCUGUCUACCUUCGGGUCUCAUUUCCUCAUAUUGAAGGUGUAAUGUCUUGUUGUAAUGCUUCUAUCGUGAUGGCGCACUGAUCGACACCGAGGAGACACUCAUCUGGAGGCGUGCACGACGGCUUGACUCAGGUGACGUCAGAAACUACUGGUACUCAUCACGUACCUGGCAGCCUCCUAUGCUCCCUCACGCUCCCAGGAAAACUUCACGCCUGGUCUGAAUGGUUCCUGUCACGCAGCACAGGAUGAGCACCUUGCUUGACUCCCGGCGCGUUACCCUCAUAGUCUUCUCUCUCUGAUUAGUUUCUGACAGAUGUGCAUGAGUUUCGGCAGGCUGCAAGGGAGGGUCGUUGGUGGGUGAGGCGAGGCGGCGACAUGGACGGGCAGCGGGAGGUGAGGCUGCCAUGUGGACAUCAGUACAUGGCCGAGGGUCUGGGCGUGGCUGUCCUCACCUGCCCUGACUGCAAUGUCAAUCACACGGUGGACCUCCGCAAUGCCCACGACCUGCCCCCGGACCUCGAUCUCCUGAAGCCCAGCCCGUGUCCUGUGCACGGGGACCCGCUCAAGAUGUGGUGUAAGGACUGCGAGGAGCCUGCCUGCGGCCUGUGUGUCUUUGACAAGCAUCCCAUGCAAAGCCACAAGGUGAUCGUGGCCACGACGUACAUCAACUCCAUCAGGGCGAACCUUCUCACCCGCUCACACAAACUGCUGCGUCAGACCAUGAAGGAAAUGAUCAAGAACGAAAACUCCUUCCUCGACAGUGAGAACACGCUGCUCAGACUCUUCCAGGAAAGCCAGGCACUGCACCUCAUCGACAACGACCUUCGCUCCCUGAUCCCCUUCAUCGAGGCCGCCUCGGGGUCGCGGUCGCUGCACCUUGCUGAUAGGGAGCUCAAGAGGAUCCAGGUCAUUGCGUGGAAGAUCCCCUUCGACGAAAAUACUGACGACGACGCCUCAUUCCCCCCACAGAGUCCCGUGGAAGCCGCGAGCAGCGGCAUAGGCGCCCUCAGCUUAUGGACGGGCCAGAUUAGUGGUGGGCAGGCGCGGCUCAUGUGGCACGCUGACAGGCUGCUGUUGUGUGCCUUCUCCGGGUCCUCGCCGCACUCGCAGCCCAUCCUGCAGCUGGUGGCGGUGCACUCUCUGGGCGAGCCGGAGUUCCCCGAAGUGUUCCUAGAGCUGAGUGUGGGCACUGAGCCGCUGGGCAUCGUGUACAUUAAGCUGUGGGGGCACCUCCGCCGCGCACAGAACUUCAUGUUCCUCUGUCUGGGUACGCUCGGCCCCUCCUUCGUGGGCUCCCACCUGCUGCCCGUCACCAUGCCUGGCAGUCCCAGUGAGGCCGUGGGGGCGGGGAUGUACCGCGACGCCAAGGGGAAGAUGACUGCCAUGCCCCUCCUGACGGGGCUGGAGUGGGGCGGGGAGUACCAGGUACCGGAGACAAGGGGGCUGCUCGUGGCCAGUUCCGGGGGCAGGCCUGAGAUGGAUUCCUUGUACAGCAUCAUCACAGGGAGCGGCUCACAGGGCGUCGUCUGCCCCUGCAAGUUCGGCUGGGUAUCGUCUGGGCUGGAGUACCUGAGGGAGGCCGCGCGCUACGACCCCGUAGAGCAGGUGAGGGUGAGCCAGUGUGGCCUGGUCCUGCCCAGGUUGUAAGUCUCACUCUGACUCUGUAGGGAUGUGAGAGAGGCAGGAGACGAGUGUUGUGGGAUGUGACGCCACUCCGCUGCUUCAGUGACGUUGAUAUCGGCCACAUGGAUCAUAUAACGUAAGGAGCGCUGAAUUCAUGGAAAGCGGACUGAAGUGCGUGACUGAUAAUCUUAUACAGUGUAACCUGCUAUCUGUUAACCUGCCUCACCAAACAUAGGUAAACACAACCAGAUAAACAGAUGAAGUAUAUAUACUAGAACCAUUGCUGUUCAAGGAUCUGGUAACGGCUGGCGGGUGACUACACCUAUAUAUAUACAAAUGGGCGUUAUCACAGAGACCUUGGCUGUGAUCUAUCAGGGCCGUUCAGCAUCACCUGUUAUAUUCACUCUGACGAAACUUACACACACACACACACACACACACACACACACACACACACAAAAAAAAAAAAAAAAAAAAAAUAUAUAUAUAUAUAUAUAUAUAUAUAUAUAUAUAUAUAUAUAUAUAUAUAUAUAUGUAAAUAAAAAGCGAUCACUGCCUUGAGAAACAACGAUCUGCAUAUUGACAUAAAAAAUAUUAAUUCUUUUUGUAAGCUUCGAUUCUAAAGAUAGCGGAACAAGGUGGCUGGUGAAGGUGUUUGUUGCCUCUGUUGAUGACCUAACAAACGAUGAUAGAGGACUGGAAUUAAACAUGAUCUUGAAUAUUCCAGAACAGUUUCACGUAAAAUUUAUCGCUCAAAAAGACUGCGAUAUAUGAAUUUGCACCCAAACAUGCAUCACGUUAAUAUGAACCUGUAUCUAUGCAAAAUAAAGUUAGCUAGGUAC
Messenger RNA from Portunus trituberculatus (swimming crab), 3232 nucleotides. RefSeq lists its product as uncharacterized. The transcript is spliced from 4 exons. The record is from RefSeq and is a predicted model, not a curated record. Gene Ontology annotation, molecular function: zinc ion binding. NCBI's taxonomy places the organism in Eukaryota, Metazoa, Arthropoda, Malacostraca, Decapoda, Portunidae. Bases 1143 to 2414 code for a protein of 423 amino acids.